This is a messenger RNA of Hevea brasiliensis (rubber tree), 2926 nucleotides long. RefSeq lists its product as uncharacterized. The record is from RefSeq and is a predicted model, not a curated record. Bases 378 to 2474 code for a protein of 698 amino acids. The transcript is spliced from 3 exons. Lineage: Eukaryota; Viridiplantae; Streptophyta; Magnoliopsida; Malpighiales; Euphorbiaceae.
UUGUCAAAUUCAUUUUAUUUUCCUUUGGUUUUACCACUUCUUGAGCUAGGUUUGACUUUUUUUUUUUUUUUUUUUUUUCUUUCCUGCUUGGUUGGCUAGAAAAUACUAGAAAUUGAAUUUUGCAGACUUUUGAUCUGAAUCCGUAAAGGAGAUGGUCUCCGGUGAGAUAUCACUGAUUUCGAAAUGGGAAUAGUAUAUUUCCAUUUCCUUGAAAUUCUCAACCCUCCGAAGAGAUAGGAGGUGUCAAACAAUUGAAAAUACUUUUUUGUUUUUUUUUGUCUUCAAGCAUGAAAUAACCACAGACAGUCCUUUGUGGAUGAAAUUUUGAUGACAUUAUAUAGCAAGGAGAGAGAAUUAUUUGUCAUAAAUAGGGAAAUAUGGAGUGUAAUAAAGAUGAAGCAAUCAGGGCAAAAGAAAUUGCUGAGACGAAGUUUACAGAAAGAGAUUUUGCUGGGGCAAAAAAAUUUGCUUUGAAGGCCCAAAACUUGUAUCCUGAGCUUGACGGUCUAUCUCAAAUGCUGGUGACAUUUGAUGUGCAUGCGUCUGCUGAGAAAAGAACAGUUACUGGCGAAGUUGAUUGGUAUUGUGUGCUUGGUGUAAACCCCUGGGCUGAUUAUGAGACAGUCAGGAAACAGUACCAAAAACUGGCCCUCAUGCUUCACCCUGAUAAAAACAAAGCGUUGGGUGCAGAUGGUGCAUUUAAGCUUGUGUCAGAUGCAUGGAGUAUAUUAUCUGAUAAGUCAAAGAGCUUAGCAUACAAUGAGAAAUUAAAUGUUGUAGGACAUCAACAGAGAGUUUCAACAGAGACUAAGUUUCCCUCAACAUCACCUACUGCUAAUGGCUUUCAUAAUUGUGACAGUGCUGUGAAUUUAGAUGCGAGGACUCAGAACAAGAAUACUUGGGCAGGUCCAACCUUGGUUCCACCUCCUCCUUAUCAAAAAUCUUAUACUUUUUGGACUAUCUGCAACAAAUGUAAGACACAGUAUGAGUAUCUGAGGAUGUAUCUAAAUCAUACCCUCUUAUGCCCAAAUUGUCAUGAAGCUUUUUUUGCUGCAGAGAAGCCUCCACCUCAAAACGUAAUGAAGCCAUCCAAUUAUUCAUCUCGCCAAAAGCAUCAAAGUUCAAGACAUCGUGCUGCAAAUAGUACCCUGUUUAAUGUUGGAAGAAAUUGUGGAGUUGCUCAAAGCUCUGGACGUGAGGGGUUUGGAGUAAAUUCAUCCAACAGCCCAGAUAUCCAGGGGAAUCAUUUUUCCAGGAUGGCUGCUACCAGGGCUACGGUUGCAUCACUGUCUACUUCUGCUCAAGCUGCAAGCAUGGUUGAGCAGUCACAUCAGCAUGUGAAGAGAGAGCCUCAGGAAGUAAAGGCUGACCAAAUCUUUAAAAGGAGAAGAUCUAUUGAAACUUAUAUGAAUUCUUAUGGAGCUGGGAGUGGAAGAUCAGGCUUGGGGAGUGCAUCUGAACAAAAAAGGGACUAUGUUGGGAUGGAAAGGACCUAUGGCUUUCCUAGUACUAACAAUAAGCCCAACAGCAAGAGAGAGUUGCUACCUGUUGAGCUCCGAAACAUGUUGAUGGAGAAGGCAAGGUUAGAUAUUUGUAAAAAGCUUAAAGAGUGGAGCUCAAAUGAAGUAAAACUGAAACAAGGCAAAAAGCAUAUAAGCAUGGUAGGGAAUGAUACAAAUAAUCAGAAGCAUGAUAACUAUGCUAUUAUGGAUAAUGGAAACCAAAGCAAGAAGUUUUUCCGUGUUUUUUCUUCUGAUGAUUCCAUUAAAAAUGCCCCGGCACCAAUGGCAAUUAAUGUACCAGACCCUGAUUUUCACAAUUUUGAUUCGGAUCGAACUGAAAGUGCUUUUAGAGAUGACCAGGUUUGGGCUGCCUAUGAUGAAGAUGAUGGAAUGCCUCGUUACUAUGCUCGAGUUCACAAGGUUAUCUCCUUGAAACCAUUCAAGAUGAGCAUUAGUUGGCUCAACUCAAGGAGCAACCGUGAAUUUAGCUCUGUAGACUGGGUAGGUUCUGGUUUCCCCAAGACUUGUGGGGAUUUCAGGGCUGGCAAACAUGAGAUCAGUGAAACAUUAAAUUCUUUCUCUCACAAGGUUAAAUGGACAAAAGGCACUCGUGGGGCCAUUUGCAUACUUCCAGGAAAGGGAGACGUUUGGGAUCUUUAUAGGAACUGGUCCCCAGACUGGGAUGAGCAUACUCCAGAUGAAGUGGUACACCAAUAUGACAUGGUGGAAAUGCUUGAUGACUAUAAUGAAGAACAAGGUGUGUCUGUUGUUCCUCUUGUUAAGGUUGCUGGUUUGAAGACAGUUUUUCGUAGGCAUAUGGAUCCCAAAGAAAUUAGGAAGAUUCCAAAAGAGGAGAUGUUUCGCUUCUCUCAUCAGGUCCCAGAUCAUCUGCUUACUGGUGAAGAAGCCCAUAAUUCUCCAAAGGGCUGUCGGGAGUUAGAUCCAGCAGCUGCUCCUUUGGAACUUCUUUAGGAACUAAAGUUGAUCAGGUGUUGCAUAAUGCCUCAGUAGCCAAGGAGGUUGAGGUGAUAGAAAGUGAUGAACAAGUCAAGGAUAAUAAAUAAGGUCUGGUAAAUAGGUGGCUGAGGAAGCCAUUGUUGUAGAUGAUUCUGAAAAGGCUGAGAAAUUAGCUUUUGGAAACUGCUCAAGAUAAUAUCAAUAUAGGUAAGGUUUUCUUGUUUCAUUUUCUUCUUCAAAGCUGAUCCAUACUGUAGAUGCUUUUUUGCACCAUAACUGCAUAUGCAGAUGAUGCAAAGUCAUUUAUUAUAUUUUAUUUUAUUUUAUUGUAUAUUAUUUUUAGAGUUUAGGAAUGGUGGAUUUGGGUAUAAAAUAACUCAUGCUUUACUUUGAUCAAGUGUGCUGGGACUGGCAGCAACCCAUAUAAUUGUACCAUUUAUGAUUGUGAAUUGUCACAAUUUCUUUCA